AGGGCCGCGGAAGAGGCGGCGCCACCGGCUGCUGCCGCUACAGCUGAACCGGCUGAAGCUCCGGUCAAAGCUGCCAAGCCACCUCCAAUUGGACCCAAGAGAGGAACCAAAGUGAGAAUUCUUAGGAAGGAAUCUUACUGGUACAAGGGCACAGGUUCAGUUGUAGCUUGUGAUCAGGAUCCAAAUACUCGUUACCCAGUUGUUGUACGAUUUAACAAAGUGAAUUAUGCUAAUGUUUCAACCAACAAUUACGCAUUGGAUGAAAUCGAAGAAGUGAAAUGAGAGUUGGCGACCAAUUACUAGUAUAUUUGUAGAAUGCAAGGCCCUUUGGUUUCUAUGUUUAUUCUCUAGUUAUAUACUGGCUUUGAUUGUGAAUGAAUGUCAAUUAUAGUUUGUGGCAAUUCGCAAUCCCAUCCCUUUUCUA
Nicotiana tabacum (common tobacco) is the source of this 424-nucleotide messenger RNA. RefSeq names its product photosystem I reaction center subunit IV A, chloroplastic. The record is from RefSeq and is a predicted model, not a curated record. Gene Ontology annotation, biological process: photosynthesis. NCBI's taxonomy places the organism in Eukaryota, Viridiplantae, Streptophyta, Magnoliopsida, Solanales, Solanaceae. Gene Ontology annotation, cellular component: photosystem I; photosystem I reaction center.